Messenger RNA from Coccidioides immitis RS, 1579 nucleotides. RefSeq lists its product as uncharacterized. The transcript is spliced from 2 exons. The record is from RefSeq and is a predicted model, not a curated record. Lineage: Eukaryota; Fungi; Ascomycota; Eurotiomycetes; Onygenales; Onygenaceae. Bases 568 to 1041 code for a protein of 157 amino acids.
GGCCCUUGCAGCACCGAUCAGGGUCAGGAUGGGUACAGCAUGCAUGGUUGGUGGGCCGUCCAUACAUAUAUUUUUCAUUGGACUCCCAAAAAUGAAUACGGGGCACUCCGUGAUGUUGGCCCCAAGGCCCAUAUGUAGGGAGCCUCAGCCUUGUAAGUGAAAGCCCUCGAAACACGGUCGGUGGAGAGCUGAUUACAAGUUUAUUUAUAUCUUCGGUCGUCUUGGAGGCUGACCACUGAUCGAAAUCGCUUUGUUUCUCUGCGAGGAAGGCCUUCCAAGCCUGCAUCUUCUUUGUACUCGUAUAGAAGCCGGCCAUACGCAGUAUACACCCAUUAAUUCUCAAACUUUAGCAAUGAGUCCCGUUUAGAGGCUUCGGCCCGGUUUGAGGAUAUUUCCGUCCUGAAACGAGAAAGAGCAAGACCCAUAUUUCAUGCUUGGCAUGUUUCGAUUUGCAGAGAACGCCACUCGCUGUCUUCGCCGUUAUGGGUUCUCUGGCUGUUAAGCUGACAGGAUGGCAUGGUUUCUACCGUGAACAACUUCGGUUGACUCACCUGAGCUAGUGUUUCAAUGAACCUUGCCCUAUACUGGACUCCGGCAGGACGGCCUUGUUUGGUGACUAGAGUCCACAAAAAGGACCCAGUGGCCUGCCUGAGGAUGACCAAGGCGCUGCGCGAAGUGAUGCUCGUAUGCCGACGCUGCGGUAAAUCCACGAGAGUUAUGCAAGUUUUUUGUUUGAUAUCCCCAGUGGGCCCGCGUUCUAAUAUUAACACCCAAUUUUUGGGAACUCACAGCUCCAUGGUACUUCCCCACACGGCUAACAACCAAACAUGGAGGUUGAGGCUUGACCGCGUUGGAUCAGCCCGGCAGCGGCUCACGCUGCCUAGAUCCAAGCCAUUCCGAAAAUUGGUUGAUCCCGAAACUCCAUUAACUACUUGGCUUCUAAAACAGGCUUCGUGUUCAAUGACUAAGGAUGCUUAUUCUGCUCCCGACCAUCGUGGUAAACCGUGUCUGCAUCUUUGCCUACACCUUUCCUUGAGUUGACCACGGUAUACUCGGCUAGGCCGGCGAGAGUAAUCAUUAACUUUCUUCCAUAGACCCUUGCUAUCAAUCCAGUCGUCGACUUUCGCCCCUCGGCUUUAGUUCACAAUAUAUUCACAAAAGAGAGGGGUGUCCAUUCUUACCAUUGAUGACACGCAUGGUUGGUCUAUGAAAACUGUCACACUCAUUGUGGAUGGCCCAACGGCUCUACUCCGCCUACUGAAAAGUCCUGCGUCAAGCCCAGCCCAGUGCAAGCAACCCUCUGGAACCUUAUGCACAUCAGCAAUCGAGCUUAUCGUUGAAGCUUUCCAAGGCCCUUCAUAUCCGGCUCCCGUCCAGUCCCGAGCGAGAGGUAACCACGCCAAGUUUCGCAGAGGACUGGGAGUAGUGUACCUCAAGUAUUUUUUUUUUUUUAAUGCAUUCUCGCGUCUUCUGGCCCCCUAUUGAACGAAGUCGCAACUGUAUGUCGUCCAUAUAUGCCUAAGUUGUCUGCAAUGCCAUCCUACACAAAAGCACUAACUGAUUAAUCUUGUUUGUUUGA